Tarenaya hassleriana is the source of this 3309-nucleotide messenger RNA. RefSeq names its product kinesin-like protein KIN-7A. The transcript is spliced from 15 exons. Gene Ontology annotation, molecular function: ATP binding; microtubule motor activity; microtubule binding. Gene Ontology annotation, biological process: microtubule-based movement. NCBI's taxonomy places the organism in Eukaryota, Viridiplantae, Streptophyta, Magnoliopsida, Brassicales, Cleomaceae. Bases 184 to 3111 code for a protein of 975 amino acids. The record is from RefSeq and is a predicted model, not a curated record.
ACAAAAAGAACCCCAAGAUCCGCCCAUCUUUUAUUCUUCAUCCUCUUCUUCUUCUUCUUCUUAUUUUUCUUCAAGCUUAAUUAUUCAAAGAGAUCAGAUCUCUCUCUCUCUCUCUCUCUGGCCGGAGAGGAAAUACCCGAUUCUUCAGUUCGAUUUCUCAGAAGAACUUGUUUCUGCAGGAGAAUGACAAUGAGAACUCCUGGAACCCCGGUGUCAAAGAUGGAGCGGACAACAUCCGCUGUGACACCGGCAGGAGGCCCGAGACCGAGGGAGGAAAAGAUCGUAGUUACAGUAAGGUUAAGGCCUCUGAACAAGAAGGAGGUUUCGGCUAAAGACCAAGUGGCAUGGGAGUGCAUUGAUGAUCACACUAUCGUGUACAAGCCGCCUUCUCAAGAACGUUCCCCUCAGUCCUCAUCAUUCACAUUUGAUAAAGUGUUUGGUCCAGAAACUUUGACAGAGUCGGUGUACGAGGAAGGCGUCAAGAACGUCGCAUUGUCUGCUUUGAUGGGCAUAAAUGCAACGAUUUUCGCCUAUGGCCAAACGAGCAGUGGGAAGACGUAUACUAUGCGAGGAAUUACCGAGAAAGCCGUCAAUGAUAUUUACAAUCACAUCAUGAAUACACCCGAACGAGACUUUACCAUCAAGAUUUCAGGUCUGGAAAUAUAUAACGAAAAUGUCCGGGACCUGCUAAAUUCAGAAUGUGGGCGCAACCUUAAGCUCCUGGACGACCCAGAGAAAGGUACCAUGGUUGAAAAACUGGUUGAAGAAACAACGAAUAACGAUCAACACUUGCGGCAUCUGAUUAGCAUUUGCGAAGCUCAAAGGCAAGUUGGCGAAACAGCUUUGAACGAUACGAGCUCUCGGUCGCACCAAAUAAUAAGACUGACGAUACAAAGCACGCUCCGUGAAAACUCUGACUGCGUGAGAUCCUAUGUCGCUAGCCUGAAUUUCGUAGAUUUAGCAGGAAGCGAAAGAGCGUCACAGACGCAGGCAGACGGAACUAGGCUUAGGGAAGGUUGCCAUAUUAAUCUGAGUUUGAUGACUCUUACAACUGUCAUCAGGAAACUAAGUGUGGGGAAAAGGAGCGGUCACAUACCUUACAGAGACUCGAAGCUUACUCGGAUAUUACAGCACUCGCUCGGAGGAAAUGCUCGAACAGCCAUCAUAUGUACCUUAAGUCCAGCUCUGACUCAUGUUGAACAAUCAAGAAACACUCUCUUCUUCGCCACCCGAGCAAAGGAAGUAACGAACAACGCGCAAGUAAACAUGGUUGUUUCGGAUAAGCAACUGGUGAAACACCUUCAGAAGGAAGUAGCUAGACUGGAGGCCGAGCUUCGGACCCCGGAUCCGUCUGGACAAAAGGAUUUGAAGAUCCAACAGAUGGAAAUGGAAAUUGAAGAACUUAGGAGACAUAGAGAUAAUGCACAAACCCAGCUUGAGGAUUUACGCAGAAAGAUUCAAGAAGACCAACAUCAAAUGGUCUCCAAUCACUUUGAAUCUCCAGACCCUUCAAUCAAGAAAUGCCUUUCUUACUCUGUUGCCUUGACACCAAACACCGGAAACAAAAUGCUAAACCGGAACGAGAGAGCAAGAAAAACCAUGAUUCGCCAAUCUAUGAGGCAAUCGUCCACUGCUCCCUUCACGCUGAUGCAUGAGAUCCGAAAACUCGAACACCUUCAAGAGCAGCUCGGAGAGGAAGCGAAGAAAGCACUUGAGGUACUACAGAAGGAAGUAACCUGCCAUAGAUUGGGAAACCAAGACGCAGCUCAGACGAUAGCUAAGCUUCAAGCCGAGAUAAGGGAAAUGCGUAGCGUUAAACCGGCGAUGCCUCAAGAUGUGGAAGUCGCAGAUGUCAUAGCUCCUAACAAGAGUGUAAGUGCCAACCUCAAGGAUGAGAUAACAAGACUCCACUCGCAAGGCUCCACCAUUGCCAACCUCGAGGAGCAACUGGAGAAUGUCCAGAAGUCUAUAGAUAAGUUGGUGAUGUCUCUUCCGGGCAAUAACAACGUUAUCCAAGCCAUUGCCGAGGAUGGAAUACUAAAGUCCAAGACUCAUCAUCAAUCAAAGAAGAAGAAGCUGCUUCCCCUGACACCAACUGGCCAGAAUUUCUUGAAAUCACCAUGCUCUCCACUGUCAGCUUCUAGGCAAGUCGUGGAUCCCGAUGCUGAGAACAGAGCUCCUCUCGAGAACAACAACAACUCCGCAACUAGAGAUAAUGCACAUGAAUCUGAGAAAGAGACUCCGAAAAAGGGCGAAGAAAGCGGAGAUGUCUCGUCCAGGGAAGGCACUCCAGGCUACAGGCGUUCAAGCUCAGUGAAAAUGAAGAAAAUGCAGCAGAUGUUCCAGACCGCUGCAGAGGAGAACGUGAGAAGCAUAAGGGCAUACGUAACAGAACUCAAAGAACGUGUUGCCAAACUGCAAUAUCAGAAACAGCUCCUCGUUUGUCAGGUGCUUGAGCUGGAAGCAAAUGAAGCAUCUGGGCACAACAUAGACGAACACGAGAACACGAUAGAGGAAGAGGAGACUCAGCAAGUGGCAUGGCACCUAAUGUUUAAGCAGCAAAGACAACAGAUUGUAGAGCUGUGGCAUGUCUGCCAUGUCUCCAUCAUCCACCGGACGCAGUUCUAUUUGUUGUUUAAAGGUGAUCAGGCUGACCAGAUAUACAUGGAAGUCGAGCUAAGACGGUUAACUUGGUUGGAACAGCAUCUCGCAGAAGUCGGUAAUGCAACACCAGCACGAAACGGCGAUGAACCCGCAGAAUCUCUAUCAUCAAGCAUUAGAGCAUUGAGAAGAGAGAGGGAGUUCUUAGCAAGGAGGGUGAACUCGCGACUGACGCCAGAGGAGAGAGAAGCAUUGUACGUCGAAUGGGACGUACCUCUCGAGGGAAAACAGAGGAAACUCCAGCUUGUGAACAAACUCUGGACUGACCCUUACGACACGAGGCACGUUGAAGAGAGCGCAGCCAUUGUAGCGAAGCUCAUGGGAUUCUGCGAAGGAGGGAACAACAUCCCGAAAGAGAUGUUUGAGCUCAAUUUUGCAGUUCCUUCUGACAAGAUCAGACCGUGGAAUAAUAUCGGGUGGGACAACAUCUCCAAUCUUCUUCAUCUGUGAUGACGCAUGUAUCUGCUGUUUCAUCUGUAAGUACACACACUCACUCUCUCAUGGCGUUUUUGUUUUUGUCUGCAUUCAGUUUGAUUGUGAAUCUUGUCGGAUGGAGUGCUUUCUCCAUAUCUUAUGUUUCUUUCGAAUCUUGUUCUCAAACAAGAACAAUGAGCGGGAAAGGAUCAAUGUCAAGAUUCAAUCUUGAUC